CGCCUUCAAGAUUUCUUCGUCCACAGUCAAACUGGGCAAAAGGCGCUUGUCCGGCGAGGCCGAGGCCAGUCCGUCCAAGAAAGCUAUGACUGUGAGAGAAGAGGACACUGCUGGCACGAGAGAGCAGACAUGCUGACACUGUGGCAGGACACCAAGAUGGAUGUCGACAGCCCUGCAGCUGCCGUUGAGCAGCUCAAGGAGGCAAACGGAGAGAUUGACGAAUCACUAUACAGCAGACAGCUCUACGUGCUGGGCCACGAGGCCAUGAAGCGCAUGGGCUCAUCCAACAUCCUCAUCGUUGGUAUGCGCGGUCUCGGUGUCGAGAUUGCAAAGAACAUUGCGCUUGCAGGUGUCAAGAGCUUGACCCUGUACGACCCCAAGCCCGCUCAGAUCCAGGACCUGUCAUCACAGUUCUUCCUCCACCCCGAAGACGUCGGAAAGCCGCGCGCCGCAGUCACAGUUCCUCGCGUCUCGGAACUCAACCCUUACACUCCUGUAAACCUCCUCAAAUCGAACUCCAUCACCGACGACCUCAGCCAGCUCAAGGACUUCCAAUGCGUCGUCCUCACCGACACCCCCCUCAAGGACCAGCUCCUCAUCUCAGAUUACUGCCACCAGAACGCCAUCUACCUCGUCGUGGCCGACACCUUCGGUCUCUUCGGAACCAUCUUCACCGACUUUGGCAAGAACUUCACAAUCGGCGACUACAACGGUGAGAACCCCGUCAGCGGCAUCAUCGCCAACAUCGACUCGGAGGGUAUCGUCUCCGCUCUGGACGAGACAAGACACGGUCUGGAAGAUGGCGACUUUGUGACCUUCUCCGAAGUCCAGGGCAUGGAUGCUCUGAACGACUCUGCACCCCGCAAGAUCACCGUCAAUGGUCCCUACACCUUCUCCAUUGGAGACGUCUCUGGUCUUGGUGACUACAAGCGUGGAGGUCUCUACACCCAGGUCAAGAUGCCCAAGUUCCUCAACUUCGAACCUCUGAGCCAGCAGUUGAAGAAGCCCGAGCUUAUGAUGUCCGACUUUGCCAAGUUUGACCGCCCCAAUCAGCUUCACGUUGGCUUCCAGGCCCUUCACGCCUUCAACGACAAGCACGGACACUUCCCUAAGCCUCACAACGAACAGGACGCCGACGAGAUCACUAAGCUCGCACAAGACCUGGCAGGCUCUGGAGAGGAGAAGGUCGAGUUGGACGAGAAGGUCAUUCGUGAAUUGGCAUACCAGGCUCAGGGUGAUCUCAGUCCCAUGGCCGCUUUCUUUGGUGGUCUUGCUGCACAAGAGGUUCUCAAGUCCGUCUCUGGAAAGUUUCACCCUAUUGUUCAGUGGCUCUAUUUUGAUGCUUUGGAAGCUGUUCCUACCUCUGUCAAGCGUUCUGAAGAGCUUUGCAAGCCCACCGGUACCCGUUACGACGGUCAAGUCGCCGUCUUCGGUAAGGAGUUCCAGGAGAAGCUUGCCAACAACCAGCAGUUCUUGGUUGGUGCUGGAGCCAUUGGUUGCGAGAUGCUGAAGAACUGGGCCAUGGUUGGUCUUGCAACUGGUCCCAAGGGCAAAAUUACCGUCACAGAUAUGGACCAGAUCGAGCGCAGCAACUUGAACAGACAGUUCCUCUUCAGAUCCAAGGAUGUUGGUCAACUCAAGAGCGAGUCUGCUACCAGAGCCGUUCAAGCCAUGAACCCCGACCUGAAGGGUAAGAUCGAAUCCAUGAAGGAUCGUGUCGGUCAGGAUACCGAGCAUCUUUUCAACGAGGACUUCUGGAACAGCCUUGACGGUGUCACAAACGCACUUGACAACGUCGAUGCUCGUACCUAUGUUGACCGCAGGUGUGUCUUCUUCCAAAAGCCUCUGCUGGACAGCGGCACUCUCGGUACCAAGGGCAACACCCAGGUCGUUCUUCCCAGAAUCACCGAGUCAUACUCAAGCUCGCAAGACCCGCCCGAGCAGUCUUUCCCCAUGUGCACUCUUCGCAGUUUCCCCAACCGCAUUGAGCACACCAUCGCCUGGGCCAAGGACCUCUUCCACACCUAUUUCGCUGGACCUGCUGAGAUUGUCAACGCAUACAUCACUCAACCCGACUACCUCGGUGCUGCUCUCAAGCAAUCUGGCAACGAAAAGCAGACUCUCGAGACUUUGAAGGAGUUCCUAGUCACUGACAAGCCCGAAACCUACGAGGAUUGCAUCAAGUGGGCCAGGUCGCAAUUCGAGAAGCAGUACAACAAUGCUAUUCAGCAGCUCCUGUACAACUUCCCCAAGGAUUCCAAGACCUCAAGCGGUCAGGACUUCUGGUCUGGUCCCAAGCGUGCUCCCGACCCGUUGAAGUACGAUUCAAACAACGACUCCCACUUCACCUUCGUCCUUGCCGCUGCUAACCUUCACGCCUUCAACUAUGGCAUUCCUCAGAAGAGCACCAAGGACAAGGCUGAGAUUGAUGAGCUUGUUAACAACAUCAUCAUCGAAGACUUCAAGCCCGACCCUGGUGUCAAGAUCCAGGCCAGCGAGAACGAGCCCGACCCGAAUGGUCCUGCAGCAUCGAUGGACGACAACGAUGAACUCGACCAGAUCGCAAAGUCGCUGCCUUCGCCCAAGAGCUUGGGUAACUUCAAGCUGACUCCUGUCGAAUUCGAGAAGGACGAUGAUUCCAACUUCCACAUUGAUUUCAUCACCGCUGCCAGCAACUUGCGUGCAGACAACUACAAGAUUGUCAAUGCCGAUCGUCUCAAGACCAAGUUCAUUGCAGGAAAGAUCAUUCCUGCCAUUGCAACUACUACUGCUCUGGUCACUGGUCUUGUGGUCCUUGAGCUGUUCAAGAUCAUCGACGGCAAGGACGACAUCGAACAAUACAAGAAUGGCUUCAUCAACUUGGCCCUGCCAUUCUUCGGAUUCUCCGAGCCCAUCGCUUCGCCCAAGGGCAAGUACCAAGGCAAGAACGGCGAGGUCGUUAUUGACAAGCUCUGGGACCGCUUCGAUACUGAGGACGUCACUCUGGAACAGUUCUUGAAGGACUUCUCUGACAAGGGUCUUGAAGUCACGAUGAUCAGUUCCGGAGUCAGCUUGCUAUAUGCUAGCUUCUAUCCUGCAGCCAAGAACAAGGACAGGUUGCCUCUUAAGUUGAGCGAACUUGUAGAGACCAUCAGCAAGAAGCCCAUUCCUGAGCACCAGAAGCAAGUGAUCUUCGAGAUUACUGCUGAGGACACUACGGAGGAGGAUGUUGAAAUACCGUACGUCAGACUCAAUCUCAGAAAGUAGUGCUUUCGUAGUGAGGGCGCCAAAAGAACUCAUCACGAGGCGUUUGUGAUGGUAUAGAUUUGGGUGCGGGCAAAAUGGCUUGGCAUCGAGUAGUACAACUCCCAGCACAUAGCAACGACAACUUAUGUCUCAACGAUACACUAAGUAACCUAGAUUCCAUUGGCGUGUCUGACUGUGCCGUGGAUGGAUCGUGGAUGUGCUUCCGAUGGUGACAGAAAGAAAGGAGGCCAAAUUGAACGGAUCACGUGAUUCACAUUGUACCAUCCGCAUCGAGCACAAGGAAUCCGGCACCUGCUCUACGCUGGCCUUGCUCUUCAAACGUAUACUCCAUUGCUAGAAUACCAUACAGGCUACGAUCCAUCAUGUCCCUUGCGAGACUCUGGAUUGUUGGGUUGUUGUAC
This is a messenger RNA of Aureobasidium pullulans EXF-150, 3647 nucleotides long. RefSeq names its product putative poly(A) RNA transport protein. Bases 130 to 3246 code for a protein of 1038 amino acids. The transcript has 2 exons. Lineage: Eukaryota; Fungi; Ascomycota; Dothideomycetes; Dothideales; Saccotheciaceae. The record is from RefSeq and is a predicted model, not a curated record. Gene Ontology annotation, biological process: protein sumoylation. Gene Ontology annotation, cellular component: SUMO activating enzyme complex; cytoplasm. Gene Ontology annotation, molecular function: SUMO activating enzyme activity.